Molecule: messenger RNA, 1929 nt
Organism: Cantharellus anzutake
Lineage: Eukaryota; Fungi; Basidiomycota; Agaricomycetes; Cantharellales; Hydnaceae
Exons: 5
Coding region: 1-1929 (642 amino acids)
Cellular component (GO): mitochondrion
Molecular function (GO): GTPase activity; GTP binding
Source: RefSeq, a predicted model, not a curated record
AUGGCAGAACCUUCCUCUUCGAUUGUCCCACUUGUAGAAUCAUGGAGAACUCGUAGAAGAUGCAAGAACACUGGGCAUCUUGGUGAGGUCUGGAGUCGCUUUCUCUGGGCUCCAACUUCGCGCUUUGUAGCCACUUGCUGUCUUGGACAUAAUCUGCGGUUCCCCUCUCGAUGGACGCCGAGAAUACAUCUAAAAGUUGCCUCAUGCUGCGUACGAGCUUACUCUACCUCUCAUCACGAGACCAUCACGCAUGACCCACAUGCACACGAAGGCAGUUCCAGUGACCGCUUGAAAACUGAACGGGAUGAUCAUCAUGAAAUGUCGGACGAAUCACUCCACCGAAAAAGAAAAGCGGAAUGGAAGAGACGUCAAGGUGGCUCCACGUUUCGUGAUCAUGUCAUUGUGACUAUCCAAGCAGGUAAGGGCGGCGAUGGAGCGGCGGCGUUCCAUAGAGAGAAAUACGUUCCCGUGGGCCCACCUUCGGGAGGAAAUGGGGGACAAGGAGGAUCGGUAUUUAUCCGCGCCAACCCUUCUCUCAAUUCUCUUGCUCGGGUGUCAAAUAAAGUUUUCGCUCCAAAUGGAGAGAAUGGGUUAGGGUCUUGGAGACAUGGGAGGAGAGUUGAGGAUACGAUUAUUGAUGUCCCUGUGGGCACUGUCGUCAGAGAGUUGAGAGAGGUCAGGGAGAGAGAGGAGAGGUGGGAAGGUUUGAGUGAGGAGGAGAGGGCCGCCAGGGAAAGGGCUGCGCUUUGGGUGCAUUAUCCUAGAUGGAGAGAGGAGAACGAAUCGGGUAGUAAGGCGUUCCUACAGGCUCAACAAGCAAUCACUAGGGAGGAAGCAUUUCGUAAGAAAGAGGAGAGGAAAAGAAGGCUCCAGUCUCCAAUCCUUGUCCUCGAUCUAGACAAACCAGACGCCGAUUUCCACGAUCCGGCCUUUUCCAAGAAUCGAUCCGCAUUCGCUGAUUCUAGAGGCGGCGUGCUGGUGGCGCGAGGAGGCCAGGGAGGUCUUGGCAAUCCUCACUUUGCGUCAUCCACCAACCGUUCACCCAAAUUCGCCACGAGGGGAAGGCCAGGAGAGAGAAUCACUCUAUCGCUCGAACUCAAACUUUUGGCGGACGUGGGGCUCGUGGGAUUUCCGAAUGCGGGCAAGUCGACCAUGUUGCGUGCUAUCUCUAACUCUAAAGCGGAAGUGGCUUCUUAUGCGUUCACGACGCUGAAUCCUCAAAUUGGAGUGGUGCGUGUUUGGGAUGAUGGCACGUUUGGGGACCCGCCUAUGUGCAAUGCUCUCACCCCGAAUAUGGAGGGUCUAUCCACUUACGGAACCCAUCAUGACCGCAAUAAUGGGUCGGGUGUACGUUCAAUGACAUCGCUACCAUCUUUGCGGACCGAAACGAUGCGUUUUACGGUCGCUGACAAUCCAGGACUAAUAGCGGGUGCUUCGGAAAAUGUUGGACUUGGUCAUUCAUUCCUCAAGUCUAUCGAACGAUCACUCGCGCUGGCAUAUGUGGUCGAUUUCUCCAAGGAAGCGCCAUGGGAGGAUGUAAAAGUCCUGAAAUCAGAACUGGAGAGGUAUAAAAAGGGGCUCAGUCAUAAGGCCUGCUUGAUUAUUGCCAACAAAGCCGAUCUGGCAACUCCGCUAGAGAAGGAAGAAGAGGAAGAGGUGCGGGCUGCUUAUGAGAAGCUGGGGCGUUUAGAGGCGCAUGCUGAACACAUGGCAGCUGUUGCCAGGAAUGAGAGAGAUUCGGCGGCACCCACACGCUCGGGUACGGCUUAUAGUUCAGGGCGGGCCGAUGAUGAUUAUCCACGAAACGACUGCGGAUUAUGCGUCAUUCCCGUAUCGGGGAAGUAUCGAGAGAAUCUGGGACCUGUGGUGAAGAGGUUGAGUGAGUUUGUCAGACGUGCCAGGGAGAGUCGGGAGGAUGGAGGUGUAUAA